Juglans microcarpa x Juglans regia is the source of this 3286-nucleotide messenger RNA. Its product is annotated as CDP-diacylglycerol--serine O-phosphatidyltransferase 1-like. Gene Ontology annotation, molecular function: L-serine-phosphatidylethanolamine phosphatidyltransferase activity. NCBI's taxonomy places the organism in Eukaryota, Viridiplantae, Streptophyta, Magnoliopsida, Fagales, Juglandaceae. Gene Ontology annotation, biological process: phosphatidylserine biosynthetic process. The transcript has 12 exons. Bases 1764 to 2954 code for a protein of 396 amino acids. The record is from RefSeq and is a predicted model, not a curated record.
ACCUAUAAUCAGGGUUUAAUGACGAUGUCUGAAUUCUAAUGUAUACAUGCGUGGCUAAAUCACAUAACAAUCCGAUUUUUAUUGCUUUGAAAUCUUGUCUGAAGGAGGCUAUUAGAAGUUAUAUUUCACUUUCCAUUUCAAUUGGUUCCAAGACUCGGCCAAACUCUUUUCUAAAAUUUGGAUCCGAUAGGAUCUAUUGAAAUGGGGGAUUGGCUAUUUGUUUUGAUCCUGGAAGGAAUUUAUGUAUCUUUUUUGGUGCAAAAUCACCCUAAAGUUUGGAUCUUUUAUUGAUUUAUUUAUAUUUUACUGAAAGAUUGCAGUUUGUAGUAUCUCACUUCCAUGUUUUAACAAUAUGGAGAAUUGAAUCGUAAAUCAUCUGGACUCUAUGUGGGUUUUUUAUGGGUGACGAGAUUUUAGUAGUUGAAUGGUGUUCUCAUAUCCUUGACAGCUGUAUGGAGCAUACCCUUUUAUGUUGGGUUAUCUGGGGUAUUUUUGUGCCUCUCUAGAUUUCUAUAUUCUUUCCUGGAAAUAUUCCAGAAAUUCUCAACUUUAAAUUGCUUUUACAUUGCAAGUCUCUUUGAUAUUAAACAUAUGUUUCUCAUUCAGUAUCAUGGGGAUCGAAUGUCUCCAUGGUAAUGAUGGAAUUAAACCAUCAUUAUAAUGGGGCCACAGAAAAGUUUGAGCUUUUGUCCAACUGAUUGUGUGGCUUGUAGUUUUCAGAUCAAUAGGAACUUUUUCCAUUUAAAAAAAUUUUUGCUCAUUAUCUUUAAUGGCUCCUUUUAUGUCAUUUAAGGUGAUAUAUUUUGUACAUAAAAUUAUAAAUAAUAGACCGUUGCCUGAUGUCCAGGUAAAAUUACAUAUGACUAUGGAUCUGGGGCGAAUAUUGUUAGUUAUUUAUUACAUUGUAGAAAUCUUAAGAAUAAGGUUUUUAAAUGCUGUACCUUUUCUAUUAAUGUAAUUAAUGCAUAGUGCUCACGAAUUUCUUUUAGGUAUUUUUUUUGAAUCAUUUAUGUAAUGAACUCCUAGUGAGCAUUUUGAUAAUGUCGCGAUAAUGGAAUUAUGUUGCAUGUUUGAAUUGGGUAAUUUGCCUUAACUUUAAAAUGUCACUAGAGUAUUGUUUAAUGACAUUUUUAAAUUUUUGUAAUAUUAUCUCUUAUUUUUUAUUUCUUAAAUCAAUAUAUAUAUAUAUAUAUAUAUAUAUAUGUUACAGCAACUUUCAUGGGAGUAUUUGUAUUAUAAUUUUUUUUUUAUCAUUAUGAUAGGACACUGCGUGGUAAUCAGGCUUUUUAUUUUUGUCUUUUUUUGGCUUCUGUUGAUUUUAUUUUUUAUUUUUCGGGGAUGGCCAUCAACUAAAUACUAUGGCCUCUUUAAUAGAUGAAUAUCAUGUUUUACAUUUUAAUCUGAUUUGGUGUUGAGGCAGACCUAUAAACAUCAAUUAUACUGAUAUCUGGUUUCUUGAAUGCCUCACUUUUCUUGGAGUUAUUUUUCUAUGCUCAUUUACAUUUUUUGACACUAUGUUUGGUUUCCAUUAGCUUUAAUGAUCUUUUUUUUUUAAUCAAGGACUGGCAAGUUUGGAAGUUAAUAUUGGCUCUAAAAUCUAAAUACCUGCUUGCUUUUUGUUUUCUUUGGUUUGUAGGCAGUAAGCAAGUUACAUCUGUUGUACAUAUGGGACCUAAUGGGCAUAGAAGAGUAGGGAGACAGGAUCUUCAUACCAAAGAAAAUGGCAGUGCAAGUCUAAUGCGUGCUAGUGAAGAAUUUGAUCCAUGGACUGCAUGGGCAUACAAGCCUCGUACUGUGUCUUUGCUACUUAUUGGUGCCUGUUUUCUUAUGUGAGUGAUAACUGGGCAAGUGGAGUCCUUGACCCUGAAGGUGGUGCAGGUGAUCUUGUUAUAUCCGUGAAGAGGGGUGUAUGGGCUAUGAUUGCAGUUUUUCUUGCUUACUGCUUGCUGCAAGCUCCUUCCACGGUCCUUAUUAGGCCACAUCCUGCAAUUUGGCGCCUAGUACAUGGAAUGGCCGUUGUGUACCUUGUCGCCCUCACAUUUUUGCUUUUUCAGAAGCGUGAUGAUGCUCGGCAAUUUAUGAAGUUUCUCCAUCCUGAUCUUGGCGUUGAACUUCCAGAAAGAUCAUAUGGCACUGAUUGCCGCAUAUAUGUACCUGAGAAUCCCACAAGCAGGUUUAACAAUGUUUAUGGAACACUUUUUGAUGAGUUUGUGCUAGCUCAUAUUAUCGGAUGGUGGGGUAAGGCAAUAUUGAUCCGUAAUCAGCCUCUUCUGUGGGUGUUAUCAAUAGGAUUUGAAAUGAUGGAGCUUACAUUCCGCCACAUGUUACCAAACUUCAAUGAGUGCUGGUGGGACAGUAUAAUUCUUGAUAUUUUGAUCUGCAAUUUGUUUGGCAUCUGGGCAGGGAUGCACACUGUCAGGUACUUUGAUGGAAAAACAUACAACUGGGUUGGUCUAAGCCGUCAGCCUAAUAUUGUUGGAAGAUUCAAGCGAACAUUGGGACAGUUCACCCCAGCACAGUGGGACAAAGAUGAGUGGCACCCCCUGCUUGGUCCAUGGCGGUUCAUUCAAGUUCUCAGUCUUUGCGUUGUGUUUUUAACAGUAGAGCUGAACACAUUCUUUUUGAAGUUUUGUCUUUGGAUUCCUCCACGGAACCCUGUGAUUGUGUAUAGGUUGAUAUUGUGGUGGCUAAUUGCAAUACCAACAAUUCGCGAGUACAACUCGUACCUUCAAGACCGCAAACCAGUGAAGAAAGUUGGAGCAUUUUGUUGGCUUUCACUUGCUAUCUGCAUUGUUGAGCUUCUCAUUUGCAUCAAGUUUGGUCAUGGAUUAUAUCCUAAUCCAAUGCCUUUGUGGUUGGUCAUUUUCUGGAUGUCCGUUGCGGUGGCCCUCUUAAUAUUCCUCCUUGCUUGGUCUUGGCAACUGCAUCAGAGUUUUGGUAAAAAGAGGCGAUGAUUUUUGCUAUUGCGAUACAUCAUUCUUUGAUUUCUUCCUUUCCCUGAGGGUAUCCAUCAAUUGCUGUAAAUACCCAACACCAUUAUAAACUGUAAAUGCUAUAUUCUCUUAGGUUAGUGGAUCAGUCUGUUGAGCAUAUAGAGAUUAUUCUUACAGUAUAGGUUGUGGGAAAUGCUUGUAAUCUAAGGCUUGUGAGUUACUGUUUAGUUUGGUUUGCCGCUGUUGUAGUACAGUUUUCUUGAGCCUUUUUGGACCUCCCCGUUUUUGGUGUUGUAGAACAGUUUUUUUAUGUGAUUAGCCUCAAAUUUUAAUCCAUGAGAGAAUUUUUGUCA